Molecule: messenger RNA, 5945 nt
Organism: Halichondria panicea
Lineage: Eukaryota; Metazoa; Porifera; Demospongiae; Suberitida; Halichondriidae
Exons: 8
Coding region: 2103-3341 (412 amino acids)
Molecular function (GO): ubiquitin-protein transferase activity
Source: RefSeq, a predicted model, not a curated record
GUAAAAAAAAUUGCUGGUAAAAAGCGUGGGCGGAGCUUCGUUUUAGCUGAAUCAGCAAUAAUUAAAGGACCCAGUCCUUAAUUCACCUGAGUAACUUUCUUUGAUGUUGAAGUACAUUUUUACUUCAAGAUUGAAGCCAGCUACUCGAGUGUUGUGUCAGCCUGUCAGUAUACUGUUGAAGUUUAUCUAAAUUCACAAUUCUGUUUCCUUCUAGACAUUUGUGACAUUUGUGACAGUGCCAAUGAAAACGGACCUUAACGCGAAAUUAAGGUAGACAUGAAAAACAUAGGCAAAAAAAUUUUUUUUCCACAGGUGCUAACUUCAACCUUUCCUCUACCUACCUGUGAAAAUUUGGGUCUCUACGAAGCUUCAGGUCAAGCGCCGACGUUGAAGAAACUCACCAAACGUUCAUUUGUUACUAUGAAAUUUACUGCCCUGGGAAUUUCCCUAUUAUUGGUCAUUAUUUUUAACAAAUUAAAGAUGACAACUUGUACAAGACUAUUUCAUCAGCCCAGUACUUACAAUCAUCAAGAGGAGCCAGGUAUAUUAUAGCUCCACUUUUUAACAAACAUAAUUAACAGAAAUAGAUUAGAAAGAGCAGCUAUCUAGCUAGCUAGCUUGGCGUAGAUCCACUCUUGUUUCUUUAGAUGUAUGUAUCCCGUGCCCAUAAACACUCCAUAACAACCUACAGAUAAGUAGUAAGUUAAGAUAGACACAAUAUCAAUGUUCUAGCCAAUAGACUAGUGUUCCUCCGACACUUACCACCACCUGGGGGAUAAACAGUUUCCUGGGCCCUCCAUGAUGUGAUCACCUAUCCCAUCAGGCCUGUUACUACUAAGCACAAUGGCAGUGAUACCAGUACUAAAUUAAAGGAGGAAAGCUAUGGGGCGCCGUUUGUCUCAAAACUCCUAGGAAAUAUGACCAGUGUAAAAUUUUGAGGUUAUAUAUAAUUAUACUGACAGUCUACAUAUAUAAAUAGGUGGUGAAGUAUAUAUACUGACAGUGUACAUUUAUAAGUAGGGGUGUAGUAUAUAUAGAGAUAGGCAUUAUAUAUACUGACCAUCUACAUUUAUAAAUACAGAGAGGCAUUAUAUAUACUGACGGUGUACACUUAUGAAUAGAGCAUCAAAUAUAAUACUGAGAAUCAACAUUUUAAAUAGAGUGGUGUUAUAUAUACCGAUCAACUACAUUUAUAUAAGUGUGCCACGCUUAUAAACAGAGAGGUGACAUAUAUAUACCGACCUACUACAUUUAUAUAACAUAUAUAUACCGACGGACUACAUUUAUAUAAGUGUGCCACACUUAUAAAUAGAGAGGUGACAUAUAUAUACCGACCUACUACAUUUAUAUAAGUGUGCCACACUUAUAAAUAGAGAGGUGACAUAUAUACACUGACCUACUACAUUUAUAAGUGUACCGGGCCACGCCGCUUAUAACUCUGACAGAGAGGGAUCAUUACCCAUUCUAUAAGUAUAACAUCACAUGAUUGUAGGCGUGCCAUGUGCAUAUAUAGUGAGAGCCAUAUAGCCACUUGAAAAGAGACUUAGUUAGGUGAAUCAGAUGGCCAACAUAUCUGUGAAUGUUGGCACACUCUCCACUGCAUUAGCUGCUGCACUACAGCAAGCUGUUGGUACCAAUCAGCAAAGUGUAACACCUCGACCUCAGGCUCAAGCACAAGUACAGAGUCAGCCAGGACCCAGCCUGAGCAAUAGUCAGGGACCAAGUACAAGUGCAAGUGUAGGGUGAGUGGCAGUUAGUUUAAUAUGUAGGUGGGAGCUAGCUAUGGAAUUCGGAAGAGUCAAAAACAGUACUGUUUUUUGUUUGUUUAGACAUGCCUUGUCAGUGUUGCCUUCAUUUCUGAAGAGAAGAAAGGGUAACUCUACCCUCCCGAGAAAGCGCAAAAAAACGUUGCAAACAUGGGACAGAGACAUCGUUUGCCUCCCUAAAGUGAAAUCAGCAGAUAUGCAUAUCGCCUACCCAAGGGGAAAAUAUCGUGAACAGCUAGGGAAGAAUGGGUUGAUUGGAAAGGUACGGCUCAACUCAAAUAUGAGCAUGCAAGAUGCAAGAAGUCGAGCGAAAUUCGCUCUGUGUUUCAGCAGCCGAUGAAGGAUCAACGUGACUUUCCUUACAUUUACUUACAGUCAACAGGUUGUGGAAGUCGCUCGCUAACCAUCCCAUCCUUGUCGGCAUCGUUUGAAUGGACAGUGCAGCAGGUAGUGAAGAUCGGUGGAACCAAAGGAAACACAUAUAUAAUGGCACAGACUGAGUUGUUUACACCAUUUGAGAGUGAUCAUGAGGAUGACGAUCAUUCAGAUGCAGAAAUAUCUUCAGAUGAAGCUGAAAAAGUUUUCUCAAAGAAAGCUUCCUCGAAGAAAGCUUCCUCAAAGAAAGUUGAAAACGAAUCUCCUGCCGUUAGUACAUCUUUGAGUUCUGCUGAAAGUAGUUACCAGAAUUAUGUUGACGUUAUUGACCUCACCACUGAUGAAUUACCAAACAUGGAAAGUGAUGACUCUGAAUUAGAUGAUCUUCCUGUUGUUCCCAUUUCAAUGGAUUCUCGGGCCAUUAACAAGAUGAAGAGAGCACCAGACAUGGUGGUUGCCAAACAUGCAAUGAUACAGCACCAGCGAAAGGUCAUCCAAGCUAAAGAUGAGGAAGAUGAGGAAGAUACGCAAUCUGUGUACAUACGACGAAAAUUACUCUAUUCUGAUUCUGAUGCCUUCAAAGCCUUUUCUCAGCCUUCUUUUAAUGUCUCUAAAAUGUUGAAGGUGACAUUCAUUGGAGAGGGAGCUGUGGAUGACGGGGGACCACGCAGGGAGUUUUUUUCCAUCCUAAUGAGAGACACAUUUGCUAAAUCUGGAUUAUUUUGUGGAUCACCUGAAAAUGUUCUUCCAAUCUAUAGUAUUCAGGGUGUUGCCGACAAUCACUUCUAUAUCAUUGGGAAAAUGAUAUCUACAAGCAUUGUCCAAGGUGGUCAGCCACCUUUGUGCUUUUCUCGAGCAGCAGCAGAUUUCAUUGUGUUUGAUAAAGUUAUCAGCACACCUUGUUUAGAGGAUAUCCCUGAUUACGAGAUUCGUGAACAUUUGAAAAGACUGCAGAAAUGUGACACCACUGAAGAGUUACAAGAAAUGCUUCAAUCAGAACAUUUCGAGUUCAUUUUUGAGUGUGGCUAUUCGAAAUUGGUAUCUUCUGUUGAUAUCACCUGUAAAGAGGAAAUAAUUAAAUGCAUAUGGCUGAGCUACAACAGCUACGAAAAGGUAUUAGAGAAACGUUGCAGAUGGAGCUCCCCAUAUGCAUGUAUCCAAACGAGGUGCAUUCCUUGUUGGUGCCGUCGUCCUCACUGAAGAUCACUACACAUUUCUUUCUGGAUGAAGUAAUAAUUGAUUACUCCGAUCAUGGAUCUAAUAAGCGCACUUUUGAAGAAGCUGUCAUUCUCCAUUGGUCAGAUUACAUCAUUGAUUUACCUGGACGAAAUAUCACACUUCAAGACGUGCUAAGAUUUAUGACUGGAUCGACGUGUUUACCAGCAGUUGGGUUGAGAAUCCCCCGUCAAUUUCUUUUACUGAUGCUGACCAGCUGCCUACAGUUUCCACCUGUUCUUUGACCUUAACGUUCCCACGAUCAUGUUCUAAAAUGUCAACUGACAAUUUCCAACAAAUGAUGGACCUGUGUAUUCUAGGAUCAUGCGGAUUUGGACAGGUUUAGAACUUAAUGACUUUUGAAUUAUUCAUGCGGAUUUAGAACUUGAGAAUUAUUCAUGCUGAUUUGUAUGGCGGUAGAUUAGUGUCAAAAUUAUGAGGUGUUUUUUCAGCAAGGGGGUUAUUCUACAGAGGGUGUCAAAAUUAUAUGGGGUGUCUUUUCAGCAAGGGGGUUAUUCUACAGAGGGUAUCAAAAUUAUAUGGGGUGUCUUUUCAGCAAGGGAUUAUUCUACAGAGGGUGUCAAAAUUAUAUGGGUGUCUUUUUAGCAAAGGGUUAUUCUACAGACAGUGUCAAAAUUCAGUGUAUGGGAUGUCUACUCUGUGUGUGUCAAAAUUAUAAUGGAUUGUCUUUCCAGCAAGGGGGGUUAUUCUACAGACUGUCAAAAUCAGUUAUAUGGGGUGUUUCAGCAAGGGGGUUGUUCUACAGGUGUCUUUUCAGCAAGGGGGGUUAUUCUACAGACAGUCAGGUGUAGAAUUAAGAGGGGUAUUUUUCCAACAAGGUCGUUGACUGUUAUUCUAGUGUCAAAAGCAUGAGGAGAGUUAGUUGGAGCGUGGCCCAACUUGAUGGAGGGUGUAUUUUUCAGCAAGGGUCUGCCAUGCAUUGCAUGCUAGCCUCGAUUCCAGGCCUUGAAUCGAGGCUAAUGCAUUGCUCAUUCAGCCUCUUCAAAGCGGCCUGGAUUCGAGGCUUUUAAAUUAUGGGAACUGAGUAAUUUUUGAGAGGGCGUGGUCUCAAUUACUUUAUUAAUGAUCAAGCAUGAGUUGUGACUGGAUUGUAGACAGCUUGGUAGCACUUAUCUCCGAUAUGAAGGAGGGAAGAGUAGUAACAAGAGAUAUAGUGGAUGGCUACAAGUGGAGAAUUGAACUUAUGUGCUCAGAUUUAAUGGCAAAGGGCAAAGGAAGCUAUUUCUGGCGAAUUAUGUACUUCCGAGUGUAGUACUCUUGAUUUACUGAACAAGGCCUACAAGGAGAUGGAUACAUUGCUAAAUAAGUUGUUAAGUAAUGGAGGAGGUUCUAACGCACAAUUUCAAGCACCUUUGAUGUUGUCUGGUGUAGUUGGACGACCAGCGUAUGUUAUUCCUGAAGAGCAACUUCAAUGUUUAAUUGAAUCUCGUUUCACAGUUCCUCAAAUCAGCAAACUAUUAGGUGUAUCUGUAUCCACAGUUCGUCGACGUAUGUCAUCCCUAAAUCUUUCCAUCCGCUGUACAUAUUCACAAAUAUCAGACGAAGAGUUGGACAGUGUUGUUGGAGGUGUACAACAACAGUACCCAAACUGGGGUAACCGACAGAUGUACGGUUACCUUGUGUCACGUGGAAUCAGAGUGCAAAUGAAUCGAGUUCGGGAAUGUCAGAGAAGAAUUGACCCACAAGGAUGUGUCUUGAGAAGGCUGAGAAACUUAAGGAGACGAGUGUAUUCAGUUCAAGGUCCACAACAUCUUUGGCAUAUAGACGGGCACCACAAGCUAAUCAGGUGGAAGCUUGUGGUUCACGGUGCUAUUGAUGGGUACAGCAGAUUAAUUGUGUUUCUCAAAUGUGCUGACAACAACACUUCUGAAACUGUGCUGUCCAAUUUCACAGAUGCAGUUCAGUUGCAUGGAGUGCCUAGCAGAGUACGCAGCGAUAGAGGUGGCGAGAAUGUACUUGUACACGAGUACAUGGUGGCACAUCGUGGACCAAAUAGAGCAAGCUUUAUUGCAGGGCGAAGCGUACAUAACCAGCGUAUUGAACGGUUAUGGCGUGAUGUCUACAGUGCUUGCAUUGUUGGGUAUUACUGUUUAUUUUCACACAUGGAGGACAUAGGUAUCUUAGAUGUUGACAACUCUGUUCAUCUAUUCUGUUUGCAUUACGUAUUUCUUUCAAGAAUUAAUCAGAGUCUACAUGACUUCACAGCUGCUUGGAACAAUCAUCCUCUUUCAUCAGUCAGAAAUGCAAGCCCAAAGCAACUUUGGAUAAGUGGAUCACACCCCCAAGACAUUGAUGAACAGAUCCACAACAGCGACUACGGUAUUGAUUGGGAUGGACCUCUUCCUGUUGGCAGUAACGAGAGCUCAAUAGUUGUUGAUCCACCACAACAGCCUCUUUGCUCUAUGGAAUAUGAAGAAUUAUCUUCUGUUGUACACCCCCUUGCACAGAGUUAUGACCAUGGCAUGGAUUUCUAUAUGGACGCUGUUGAAUACACCUACAGUAAAAUUAACAGUUGCUAAGAUUUAAUAAUUAUGUCACUUCUGUUUCCAUAAAUAAUCUCAUGAAUAA